GUCAAGGCUGUUUCAGGGAUAUUUUCAUUUUCAGUCAAUUACGCAAACCCCUCUUCUACCGUUCUGUCCGCCGCCGCCCAAGCCCCAACUACCAAGUACCAACCGGCAGGCCGGCAACCGUUGUCGACUCUCCUUGUCGGAGUGACCCACCACCGCCAAUCCCGACUGUCGGCAGUGUUUUGUGAAGGAGUCCACCGCGAAUAAACGAGCAGCGGUCAGCAGAGCAGGUAGUGGACUCGUGGCCCUCGACGAGUCGUCGCCGAUUGAAGGAACCCGGCGCUUCCGCACUGAUUGCUCGCCGUUGUGGAGCCGUGGAGGGUCAUCGGUCUCGACCAGGGGCGGAGCUCUCUACAUUGCAAAUUGGCAAAUUGCAGGCACAGCCGCACAACCAUAGUUGUGACUGACAUACUCGCUGAUAAGAACAACAAUGCAAGACUACAAAUUUUCUGCUGAGUAGAAGAGCUUUUAGGGCUAUGUCAUGUUCUGGAUAGACUUCCAUGGUUGGGGAAAUUAAUGUUGGGAAGAUUACCGGCAACAAUUACAUCAUCGGCUCUCAAGUACUUUACUAGUCUUCGUCUUCUCCCUCCUCGCCAAUUCUCUCUCCUUACAAUGUAUAGAGGCAUAGGAAGCAGCAGCUCUUCAUUCUCGCCUCUCGUUCGACCUUCUCCUAGUUUAGAUAGAGGAAAAGAGCAUGGAGAUAUGGGAGGCAAUCGUUGUGGAUCAAGAGGGCGUGGUCGUAAUGCUGCUCUUGGUACUUCAGAUAAAAUUGAUACUCUUGGUAGAUUAUUGGUACGUAUAUUGAGACACAAUGCAACAGAGCUGAAUUUGGAUAUGCGUAGUGAUGGAUAUGUCAAGCUUCGAAAUUUAUUGAAGCUGAACAUGAAAACAAGGUCAAACUUUCCACUAAGCUCACAUUCUGUAGAUGAAAUCAGAGAAGCUGUAAGGAUAGACAAUAAGCAAAGGCUUAGCCUUUUGGAAGAGGAUGAAGAACUUUGGAUACGUGCAAACCAAGGCCAUAGUGUAAAGUCUGUAGAGACCGAGAGUUUACUGAAGCCAAUCCUUUCUGCUGAUGAAAUCCCUGUUUGUGUUCAUGGCACAUAUAAGAGGCUUCUUGAAUCUAUUCUUGCAUCUGGUCUGAAGCGAAUGAGCAGGGUGCACAUUCACUUUGCAUGUGGCUUACCAUCAGAUGGAGAAGUAAAAAGUGGUAUGAGGCGUGAUGUUAACUUGAUUAUCUUCCUAAACACCAAGAAAGCUAUGGAAGAUGGGAUGAAGCUAUACAAAUCUGAAAAUGGGGUAAUACUGACAGAAGGGUUUGAUGGUGUUGUCCCAGUUAAAUAUUUUCAGAAAAUAGAGUCAUGGCCUAAAAGAAACCCAGUACCAUUCAGUAGAGUUCGUACAGAAAGUAAUACUCUGGGUCAAAAUGUUGACUCUGGACUUUGCGACUCAUUACAGAAUCUGAAACUCUGACUCACUAUUUCAAAAGUGGACGCUUAAUUUGGGACCGAGAUAGUACUUACUAGGUUUGUGUAGAAUCGGUGUGAACUUGGUGUAUUAUGUAAUUAUAAAUUCUGUUGUGAAAUCGGUUUUUGUUUAAUCGGCAAUAAGAGAUUUGAAAUGAA
Spinacia oleracea (spinach) is the source of this 1619-nucleotide messenger RNA. RefSeq lists its product as uncharacterized. The coding region runs from base 514 to 1467 and encodes 317 amino acids. NCBI's taxonomy places the organism in Eukaryota, Viridiplantae, Streptophyta, Magnoliopsida, Caryophyllales, Amaranthaceae. Gene Ontology annotation, molecular function: tRNA 2'-phosphotransferase activity. Gene Ontology annotation, biological process: tRNA splicing, via endonucleolytic cleavage and ligation. The transcript is spliced from 10 exons. The record is from RefSeq and is a predicted model, not a curated record.